This is a messenger RNA of Morus notabilis, 2482 nucleotides long. RefSeq names its product protein tesmin/TSO1-like CXC 5. Gene Ontology annotation, biological process: regulation of DNA-templated transcription. The transcript has 8 exons. NCBI's taxonomy places the organism in Eukaryota, Viridiplantae, Streptophyta, Magnoliopsida, Rosales, Moraceae. Gene Ontology annotation, cellular component: nucleus. Bases 324 to 2111 code for a protein of 595 amino acids. The record is from RefSeq and is a predicted model, not a curated record.
UCUUUCUCUCUCUCUCUCUAUCUCUUCCUCCGGAGUUUCUCUCUCUAAAUUUUCCUUCCUCCCGCUCUGUAUCGGAGAAUCCAGCUUCGCAAUUGCAGGCAUUAUUCGACGAGCUUCGCUUCUUCGCCGCGAAUCUUGAGCUGCAGAAUCUCGGUUUUUCGGUGCAUUUGAUUCCUCUCGCGGCGUUUGUUUCGUUUUUGGAUCUGAAAGCGCGCGAAUUUGAGCUGAUUUUUGGAAUUUCGGUGAUUAUUUUGGGGCAUAAUCGGAGGAUUUAAUUUAUUCCUGGGAAAAUUUUGCGGUAAAUUUUUGAAUUUUGAAUUUUUAUGGGGGAAGGAGAGGGAGGCGAUUUGCCUCCAAAGAAGAUUCAAUCGGAUGCCGUGGCGGCGACGGCUGAUGUUCCGGCGAAGAAGCUCGUGAGGCAGCUCGAUUUCACGGGAUACGGUGGGGCGUCGGGUAGUGUAGUAUUACCGGAACAUCCUCAGUCGCAACCGGUGUUACCGGCGCAGCCGGUGACCGCGCCGCCGCUGCAGUCAGAGAUGCAGAGUCAGCCGCAGCCGCCGGAGGUGGCGAUGCCGGUGGCAACUCAGACAUCUUCUAUUCCUUCGGCUAGGAUGGUAAAACCAGAAUCCCCAAAAGCGAGAUCAAGAUCCAGUGAAGCGAAAGAUGGCACUCCAAAGAAGCAAAAACAGUGCAACUGUAGACACUCACGUUGCUUGAAGUUGUAUUGUGAGUGUUUUGCAUCUGGAAUAUACUGCGAUGGUUGCAAUUGUAUAAAUUGUUAUAAUAAUGUUGAAAACGAAGCUGCUAGACGAGAAGCAGUGGAAGCUACUCUAGAGCGCAACCCAAACGCAUUCAGGCCAAAAAUUGCAAGCAGCCCACAUGGAACGCGGGAUAGUAGGGAGGAUUCUGGGGAGGUUAUGAUUUUGGGAAAGCACAACAAAGGAUGUCAUUGUAAAAAAUCAGGGUGUCUCAAGAAAUACUGUGAGUGCUUCCAAGCAAACAUUCUCUGCUCUGAAAAUUGUAAAUGCAUGGACUGCAAGAAUUUUGAGGGAAGUGAAGAGAGGCAAGCUCUAUUCCAUGGAGAUCAUGGUAACAACAUAGCUUAUAUUCAACAGGCAGCUAAUGCUGCCAUAACUGGAGCCAUUGGAUCCUCUGGCUAUGCGUCGCCUCCAGUAUCCAAGAAAAGGAAAGGUCAAGAACUUUUCUUCGGGCCAACACCCAAAGAUACAACUGUUCACGGAGUUGGACAAUUUCAACAGGCGAACCAUCAUAGAGCUCCCGCACCCUCUCCUUCAGUUCCUGUUGCUCGGCUUGGCAGUACUGCAGGAUUGGGCCCUUCAAAAUUUACAUACAGGUCUCUUUUAGCAGACAUCAUCCAACCGCAGGACUUGAAAGAGCUUUGCUCAGUUUUGGUCGUCCUAUCUGGAGAAGCAGCCAAGACCCUUGCAGACCAAAGAAGUGCAACAGAAAAGAGGGUGGAAGACCAGUCAGAAACUUCCCUUGCUUCAGCGACUCAAGACAGGUUGCAGAACCAGAAGGAAUCUGAUCUUGAGAAAGCUGUGGCUGAUGAUUGUUCUAGUGGAAUCCAGGCCAAUAAAACUGGUACUGAUGAUUCCGGUUCAGGUGAUGCUGAUUUGCCAAAAGGGCGACCAAUGUCUCCGGAUACUUUGGCAUUAAUGUGUGAUGAACAGGAUACAAUGUUCAUGGCAGCAGCUUCCCCUAGUGGGACAGGUCAUAGCUGCAGCAUUUCUUCGCAGCAUGGCAUGACAGAGGUUUAUGCAGAGCAAGAAAGGAUUGUUUUGUCGAAGUUUCGAGAUUGCCUCAAAAUGCUAAUUGCAUUAGGAGAAAUAAAAGAGACAAAGUGUUCAUCACUAGCUAGAAGUGAAGCGGGGACUCAAAAAGACCCGUUAAGCAAUGGCAGUACAAAUCCCAAAACAGAAGCAAAUAAUCAGCAGAUACCUGCUAGCAAUGGUGUUUCAAAAACCAUUGUUACGCCUACAACCAAGACAACACUGUCGGUUCCGGCAGCAGCACCAGCCACUGCUAGUGCUGAUCUUCUUCCUAAAAUUCCGUCCUUCCCGGAAAACGGAGAUAGCAAACCGAAGGACUGAAAAAGAGGUGUAAAAAAAUAUUUAUAGCGCAUAAGAUUGGUCCAAGAAGGUAUGUUGCUGCAUUUCUUUGGUAGUGCAGGAGAAUGUUUGGGCCCCAUUGUCAGAAAUGUCUAUUCUUUUUGGUUCUUCUUACGAUUAGUUUCUUAGCCACCAACCAUAGUCAAUCUCGAUCACGAAAUGUUGUAAAAUGCAGAGCCUUGUAAUUGCGAACAAUUCAUUAACAUGCUGAUUAGUGAUUACUGUCCCAGCAUGUACUACUACUAUAAGCUGGGAUUUUUUUUUGUUUUCCUUUUUUUUCAUUAAAAAAAUGUUUUAUUAAUUUAGGUUUCUGUUGAAACAACGACCAAUAUUAUUUUAAUGAAAUAAUACCG